Molecule: messenger RNA, 1908 nt
Organism: Menidia menidia (Atlantic silverside)
Lineage: Eukaryota; Metazoa; Chordata; Actinopteri; Atheriniformes; Atherinopsidae
Source: the annotation of a GenBank genome assembly
UUGCCGCACACGUUCUUUCUUCAAAAAACCGGCCGUUGCCGUCGGAAGCGCUCUGAACAUGAGCGAUGUUAUGUGUUUUCCGCGGUUCCCAGAUUAUUGAAGGCCGCCACGAUGAGCAGCGUCUGUAGAGAAAUCAUCACGCUGCAGCUUGGACAUUAUUCCAACUUCGUGGGGACCCACUGGUGGAAUUUACAGGAUGCGUCCCUGUCCUACGACCCGGACUCUCCUCCGGCGGAGAUCCAGAGCGACGCGGUGUUCCGCGAGGGCCAGACCCCGGCCGGUCACGUGACCUACACGCCGCGGCUCAUCGCCAUGGACCUCAAAGGUAGUCACGUGGUUCGGGUGUGCGCGUGGAUUUGGCUUCUGAGCGCGCUCUCUGUGCAGGGAGCCUGCGGACGCUGCGCCAGGAGGGAAGUCUGUACGGCCACGGCCAAGGAGGAGCCCCCACAUGGUGAGACCCCCCCCCUGGGACCGGGGACCUGCAGGACUCCAGAGACCAGAAGGACUCCAAAGACCAGCUGGACUCCGGUCUGGUCCACAGACCAGCAGGACUUUGGAGACCAGCAGGACUCUGGACUUUGGUCUGGUUCGGAGACCUGCAGGACUCCGGAGACCAGCAGGAAUCCGGUCUGGUUCAGAGCUCUGCAGGGCUCCAGAGACCAUCAGGACUCCAGAGACCUGCUGGACUUUGGAGACCCGCAGGACUCCGGUCUGGUUCGGAGACCAGCAGGACUCCGGUCUGGUCCAGAUCCCUGCAGGACUUUGGAGACCAGCAGAACUCUGGUCUGGUCGAGAGCCCUGCAGGACUCUGAUCUGCUCCAGAGACCAGUUGGACUCUGGUCCGGUCGGUCUGACCCGGUCCGUUUCAGGUCUGGGAGCCUCAUGAUGCACCAGGAGAGCCCUCCAGAGAAGAACCUCUUCCUGGAGGACCUGGACCUGCUGGAUGUGAGUACCCAGUGGAACCGGGUCAAACUGGGUCGAACCGGGUCGCAUCACCUGCUUCUCUCUGUCCAGAACGGGGAGAUCCUGCCAGAACCGGCCCUCCCCGACCCGGCAAGGAACCCUUCCCCGAAGCGGUUCUGCAGUGACCCGCUGGACCCGGACCUGGUGGACCCGGUUGGCGCCCGCCUGGCCCGGGUCCAGAAGGGGUACCGCUUAGAGUCCAGCGUCAGGGUCUGGGAGGCGGACCGGCUGGAGGCCUUUGGGCAGGGCGAGGCCGUCCUGCAGGGGGCGCUGCUGGAGGAGCUGGAGGACCGGCUGCACUUCUUCGUGGAGGAGUGUGACUACCUGCAGGUAGGUCUGCCGGGCCCAAACCACCCGGUACCGCCCGACCCGGUAGGGCCCAAACGACCCGGUCCCAAUCCCCCCUCAAAGUUCCAGACCCGGUCCGACCUGAUUCCGAUCCAGUCGAACCCGGUACGGCCAGACCAGAUUCAAUCCAACCCGACCUGGCUUUACCCGAAGGUCCAGAACCCCCCAAACCUUCCUGACCCGACCCUAAGGCCCCGACCCGGCCCGGCUCCCCUGAGGCUGUGUUCUCUCCUCCAGGGGUUCCAGGUUCUGGUGGACCUGUCUGACGGUUUCUCGGGUCUGGGCUCCAGACUCACCGAGCUGCUGCAGGACUCCUACGGGGGGCGGGGCCUCCUGACCUGGGGGCUGGCGCCGGCCGGCCGCCCCCCCGCGAACCCGCUGAUGGCGGCGUACGGCCUGCUGAACGGCGCCCUGGGCGCGCUGCACAUGUCCGGCCACAGCACCAUGUUCUGCCCGCUCACGCUGGGAGGCGGGCUGGGCCGGGUCGGGUCGAGGUGGGCCGGGUCGGGCCGGACCGGCCCGGACUUCCCUCUGCUCCGCUACGAUGUGAGUAUCCUGCUGCUCUGCCACCCGUCCAGAACCCCCCAAGAGAUCUAG